UGCGAAUCCCACCUGAUUCUCCAGCAUGACUGCUCCCUGUUUUUAGGUCCCAGGCCACCAUGACGAAGUUGAUUUUGUUGUGCCUGGCUGUGGCACUUUGUGUCUUCUGCAAAGAUGGGAAAGCCCUGUUUCAGAGAAGACACCCAGAUCAUAAAAUAGGUGAAAGAAAUUCAGGUGGCUUUUUGCCCAAUGCUUUGUCUUCUGGUAACUCACAAGGAAGAAAAAAAUCUUCCCUUGAUCGGUUCUUUAACAAUGAACUUAGGAUUUUAGAAGAGGCUGAAGACAGAUUGAAAAAACACCAUCAUCCGAAUUUAAGAUCAGAAGAUCCCUCAGCAGGGAUACCCAAAUCAGCAAGUAAACUUGCCAACAAUGUCUUUGGUGGUACGAAACUUGGUGGCAUUGCUUCAAAUCCAAGUAAAAUUGCUAAGGGUCCAUCUAGCUUAAGUGGAGUUCCUGCGAAAUCGGUAAUUGGAUCUGCUCCAAGUGGAGUUCCUGCGAAAUCGGUAAUUGGAUCUGCCCCAGGUGGAGUUGGUGUGAAGUCAGUAAUUGGAUCUGCUCCAAGUGGACUUGGUGAGAAAUUGGUACAGGAAUCUGCCCCAAGUGGACUUAAUGUGAAGUCGGUAAUUGGAUCUGCCCCAAGUAGACUUGGUAUGAAGUCGGCAAUUGGAUCAGCCCCAAGUGGACUUGGUGUGAAUUCAGUAAAGGGAUCUGCUCCAAGUGGAGUGAGCAUGAAUCCAGUAAUGGGAUCUGCCCCAGGUGGACUUGGUGUGAAGUCGGUAAUUGGAUCUGCCCCGAGUAGACUUGGUAUGAAGUCAGCAAUUGGAUCAGCCCCAAGUGGACUUGGUGUGAAUUCAGUAAUUGGAUCAGCCCCGAGUGGAGUGGGCAUGAAUCCGGUGAUGGGAUCUGCCCCAGGUGGACUUGGUGUGAAUUCAGUAAAGGGAUCAGCCCCAGGUGGAGUGGGUGUGAAUUCUGUAAUUGGGUCAGCCCCUAGUCUACCUGGUGUGAAGUCAGUAGUUGGAUCUGCCCCAAGUGGACUUGGUGUGAAUCCAGUAAUGGGAUCUGCCCCAGGUGGACUUGGUGUGAAGUCGGUAAUUGGAUCUGCCCCAAGUAGACUUGGUGUGAAUUCAGUAAUUGGAUCAGCCCCAAGUGGAGUGGGCAUAAAUCCGGUGAUGGGAUCUGCCCCAGGUGGACUUGGUGUGAAUUCCGUAAAGGGAUCAGCCCCAGGUGGAGUGGGUGUGAAUUCUGUAAUUGGGUCAGCCCCUAGUCUACCUGGUGUGAAGUCAGUAAUUGGAUCUGCCCCAAGUGGACUUGGUGUGAAUCCAGUAAUGGGAUCUGCCCCAGGUGGACUUGGUGUGAAUUCAGUAAAGGGAUCAGCCCCAGGUGGAGUGGGUGUGAAUUCUGUAAUUGGGUCAGCCCCUAGUCUGCCUGGUGUGAAGUCAGUAAUUGGAUCUGCCCCAAGUGGACUUGGUUUGAAUUCAGUAAUUGGAUCAGCCCCAGGUGGAGGGGGCAUGAGUCCAGUAAUGGGAUCUGCCCCAGGUGGCCUUGGUGUGAAUUCAGUAAUGGGAUCUGCCCCAAGUGGACCAGUGGACUUGGUGUGA
Molecule: messenger RNA, 1598 nt
Organism: Manis pentadactyla (Chinese pangolin)
Lineage: Eukaryota; Metazoa; Chordata; Mammalia; Pholidota; Manidae
Product: polysialoglycoprotein
Exons: 6
Coding region: 60-1598 (512 amino acids)
Source: RefSeq, a predicted model, not a curated record